AUGUCGGCGUCAGCGUACAUCAAGGGACAAAUGACGAAGGCAGCCAAUGCCUUCAAGGAGAAGGUGAAAGCGGCUGAGAGGAUUCUAGUCGAGGUCAGAGAGAUGGAAAUGGAACCCAAGGAAGACAAGAGGAGUACUUGGCAACGCGGAGAAAAUCAUGUCGACGAAAUGGAGGAUGAGAAGAAGCACUACGAUGUACUACAGGACUUCCUGAACCACUGGGAAGCGAACCAAGCGGAGCAACUUCUCGUGGAAGCUCAGGUGUUAGUUUCAAAAUUAGAAGCUUUUCGUCAACAAGAUAAAGACAAACAAAAUAAUACACAAAUUUUACAAUUAGAUAAUAGCAUUCAAUUACCUAGGUUAGAAAUUCCAUUUUUUGACGGGGAUAUGGUUGAGUUCCCAGAGUUCUGGGAGUUGUUCUCUAUAGCCGUUCAUAAUAAUCCAGCCUUAGUUCCUUCCUCAAAGUUCGUCCAUCUUAAGAGCAAGCUUCGUGGUAAGGCAAAGGACCUGAUUGUAUCAGUACAGUUAUCCGCCGAGAAUUAUCCGAGAGCAGAGACCGAGGUUUUGGCAGCGGCUUCGGCGCCAGGCGUGGAGAAGAAGUCUAAGGGCGCAGGAAGUGUAAGAAGAGAUGGAUACAUCGGAGUUUACAACGUUGACCCAGGGGAAUGGGCACCAACUACGAUGGCGCCCACUCAGCCGACUCAGGCGGGGCUAGAGAUAACGUGGGAGACAGCAAUCACGGCAGGCAAGAACAUCAAGAAGGAUCGAGAGGAAAAGGAAGAAGCCAUUAAAAGGAGGGAAGAAAAGAUGCAAGCUCAUCACGUUCUCCUGCUCAUCGGCUGUCGUCACGUUCUUGGAGGAGUAUAUGGACAGGAGAGACAGGCAGAGAGAUUUGGAAGGAAGAGCGGAACGGCCACUAAGAGUCAAUCCUGCGCCUACUACACUACAACGUUGAGCCGUAUACUGUCGAAGAGCUUACAGCUCGUCAGUUCAGAACGGUCUUUCGAUAUAUUACUACAAACAAUGUCCUCAGGGACAGAAUCAGGAAUAUUACAGUACCAGAUAGAGAAACUACUCCAGCUCACACUUCUUGAGAUAGUUCAACAUACCACUCAAUCAUUUCAUAAUUUGGCCGUUAUUUUAGUUCGCAGGCAACCACUCGAGAUCAGGUACACUCACCUCAUGGGUUGGAUCCAUGAACUGACUCAUAGCACCACAGCUAUGACAGUGAAUAGAGACCAACUCCAGGAUGGUCGCAUGACCAAGACUACUUCAGAGCAACCUUACAAGCUUUUCGGUAUUACAGAAGACACCCUAAGGGAAAUACUGAUGCAUAGUUCAGCUGUUCAUGCGCAUGCUACUCGCAUGAUCAGGGUGCUAGAGGCCCAUCAGAUGGUGCACUUCUUCAAUCGAAGAAGAGUGCGAGUUACUUCAGAAGAUGAAGAAUACAGGCUUAGUUCAGCGGUUAGCAUGCCUCCUCCUUGGCCGGAAGAACCCGAAUCCUAUAUUCAAUCUCUCCGACCACGGAAGAAUAUCUCCAGAUAUCGAGGAUCGAUAGAAUACUUCCAGGAACAGGCUCAAGGACUUCAACAACGUCCCACUCCACAGGUCCCACAGCGCCCCCUAACCCAAAUAACGGUUCCCAAGUUGCCCCCUCCAACCGCAUGGCCAACGUCGGACCCCCUCGUGCCCCCGGAGGCUGGACAUCCGUCCACUUCAGCUGCUGGUCGUCGCGAGGAAUCUCAAGCUUUGGGUAAAAGGAAGCACGGAGACGAUAGUUCAAGCUCAAGAAACGAGGCCACCGCCGUGAGCCAGGCUCCUUCGGCCCCUAGUCGUUCCCGUUCCAGGUUCCCCACUCGUGCGGCCCCAUCGGAAAGUCACGGGAAGGUCGAGCCGUGUGCCUUCUGUCAUGGCACAGGGCACUACUCGUCGGACUGUGACAAGUACCCGUAC
Ostertagia ostertagi is the source of this 1953-nucleotide messenger RNA. Lineage: Eukaryota; Metazoa; Nematoda; Chromadorea; Rhabditida; Trichostrongylidae. The record is from the annotation of a GenBank genome assembly.